Oryza sativa Japonica Group (Japanese rice) is the source of this 1134-nucleotide messenger RNA. Its product is annotated as putative F-box protein At2g33200. Gene Ontology annotation, molecular function: protein binding. Lineage: Eukaryota; Viridiplantae; Streptophyta; Magnoliopsida; Poales; Poaceae. The record is from RefSeq and is a predicted model, not a curated record.
AUGGAGGCCGCCGCCGCAUCGUCGUCACAGGCUCGGGGCUGGUCGUCUCUCCCGGCGGACGUGCUCGUCCUGAUUCUGGGGAGUCUGCGGUGGUCGAGCCACCCGAUCGUCGCGUUGGUGUGCCGGCACUGGCGCUACGCCGCGUCGCUGUGUCCCUUUUACCCGGCGUGGAUCACGCCGCUCCUGCUCAACACCGCCGAGGUUGGCACCGCCAACAUCCGAUACUAUAGCCCCUACUACGACAAGAACUUCGAGGUCGACGACACUCUGAAGGUGCCUGGCGCGAAAAUCUGCUGCUCCACCGGACGACACCUCAAGAUGCGCGUGGAUAAAUCCUCGGUGUUUGAUAUCGACCUCGUCAGCGGCGUCCUCGUUGAAGUGUUGCCACAAAAACCUUAUGCGCUGUUUAAUUUUGUUGUCUCCGACCGUGAUGAGAGGCUAUUUGGUAUAGAGGCGAUGUUCACAAUUGAGGUUGCUAGUGCCAUCCGAACAAACAGUGACGAGUGGGAGGACUGGAAUUUGGCGGAGAACAGUCCCGACUGGUCGCAACUUCAGGCAUCGCCGGGCACCAAUCCAGUUCUCCAUAACAGCUUGCUAUACCUUCUAGCUCAAGAUGGAAGGUUAGCAGUUUAUGAUCCUUGCAGGCACCAUGAAGGAUUUAAGAUUCUUGACAAGCCUAAUAGCUUCGGUUUCAAAUGUGAAGACAGCUACUUGCUCGAGUCCAACCAAGGUGAAUUAAUGGUUGUAGCGAUUGAACGACGUGGGAAGAAGGUCCAUCUCGUCAAGCUUAACGAGCAAAGCAUGGAGUGGGAGAAGGUAGAUAGCUUGCAUAGCCAGACAGUGUUCACCGGGUCUCUAACAACGAUGAUGAAGAAGACCAAGUUUAACUGGAUGCAGAAUAUGAUAUUCCUUCCAAGAUUCUACCAGUGGCCUGAGACCGUCCACGUUGACCUUGUUGCUCGCGAUGGCGAAUUGGCAUUUGUACCAAAGUUACCGUUCUGCGCAGAUACGUACCUUGAUACAUGUGGUACAAACAUCUGGUCUUAUGAAUUAGCACACGGAGCAGCAACAAAAGAAUUUUGGGGGACAGAGAGGGCAGAUUACAGUAUAUGGGUUGACUUUGGUGAUAAUUGA